AUGGACAAGGACGGCUGCCACAGCCAGCAAGGUCCGAGUGAGCCUGUCGGCUCAGGAAGGGUACCACAGUUAACCCCCUGCGACAGCAAGAAAGCUUUUGCAUGCGUUGUUUCGGGGGUUGACAGUGAGCAUGAUGAGACGAACAGUGACUCCUCUUGGGCUCUGCGGGCUACGAUAUUGCAGUUACGUUCACGAGGUAGGGGUCCUUGGGGGGGCUGCAAGCUGCUCCUUGACAGGGGCUCGCAGCGUCUUUUGGGCAGCUCGAGCAUGAGCAGCAUCCCGACGCGCAGUCGACUUUUAUCUGCCAAUUGUUAUUGGCGGAUGCGAUCCCAGUACAUGAAUUUAAGUGGUCCAGGUUUCUUCAAGACGUCGUACCGCUACAGAGGCCACGAGGGUUGUGUGAACGCCAUCAAAUUCCACCCUACGCAGCCCUGGCUCUUCAGCGGGGGCGAUGACCUCCGCCUCCUCAUAUGGGAGCCUCGUGUUUGGCCGCGUACGCCCAAAGCGGUGCUGCCCACAGAGCACUCUGAUAACAUAUUUUGCAUUGAUUUUGAUACACUGGGGAGCCGCGCGUUGACAGCGGCGAACGACGGCUUGGUCACUCGCAUAUCCCUGAGUUCUGCUGCUGCUACAGCUGAGGCUUCUGAGAGUCGCGAUUUCUAUUCUAUUUACGGUCGGCUGCACGCACCUUCAGUGGAAGAGAUGCGGUCUCUAUCGCUUCCAUUGACUCACCCCGAGGCGUCCACCAGGCUGUCCGUCACUGAGUCCGGAGAUGCAUCCGCCACUGCUACUGAUGCCGGUGUAGCUCCGGCGACGACAGCAACAGCUGCAGCAGCAGCUGCUGCUGCGGCGGCGAUUGUUCGGAAUAACCUGGAUAUUUUGGUUGCAGCGGACGAAGAACUGAUCCUGUUUCCACGCUCGCGGACGCGAGCCUGUUUUGAGGCCAAGUUUAUUGACACCGCAGGACAGAUUGCCGCUGCCGCACUCGAGUCUGGCUUUGUUGCACUUGCAGAUUUCAGAGAGCGGCCUCUGGUGACACAUCCAGUCAUGCGGAACACCGGAGACUUCACCAGUGUCGACCCCCACAUUCCCCGCCCCUACCACUUGGCGUACGCAGGCAGCUGUGGGGCUGGGAUUCUCGACUUACGAACCGCCCGGCCAUUCAUGAGGUUGAGGGUCCCUGCAGUAAUUGGGGAUGCCGAAGGGGAAGAUACGAAACUAAGUACUUGGCGCCGAAGCCGCAUCAUUAACAGCAGCCGCAGCAGGAGUCGCAGCAGCUGCAGCAGGAGUCGCUGCAGCAGCAGCAGUAGCAACAACAGCAGCAGCAGCAGCAGCGACAGCAGUGGCGGCAGCAGCGGAACCUUUAGUGCCUCAAGGCACGCCGUGGCCAGUGGCAGCAGUAGCGACACGCGUAGCCGCAGCAGCAGCAGAGGCCACGGGAGCAGCAGUCGCAGGAGCCGCUGGAGCUCAUCUGGCUCCCGGCUAUACGAGGAAGUCCAUGAAAUGAUGCGCAUCCCGAACCGAUGGUGCGGAUGGAGAUGGCAUCGCGGGAGAAGGGGACGAGAAGGCUUGCGCACGUCUUCUGCGGGAGACACGGCUGGUAGUGGCUCAGCCGCUGUUGUUGAGUGCCCUUCGCCGGUCGUUAGAUCUGCAAGGCGCAGGCUCAACAGCCGUGGCGACAGAGACAGCAGACAGAACAUCCGCAGCAGCAGCAGCAGCAGACAGAGCAGCCGCAGUCACAGUAGCAGCAGCAGACAAAACAGUCGCAGCGGGAGCAGGCAAAGCAACAGCAGAAACUGUCAAGGCAGCCGCAGCAGCAGCAGGCAGAGCAGCUGCAGCAGCAGACAGAGCAGCCGCACCAGCAGUGGAGACAGCAGUACUCAGCGGCCGGCGGACACACAGGGAGUGAGGCUAGGGAGGGGGGGACGCCGCAGCCUAAGGCUGCUGAGGGGAGGAGGGAAUCGCAAUUUGAACACCAAACCUUUUUCGGACACAUCAGACGCAACAGCAACAGCGGCCGCUAGUAGCGUCCGUAGCAGAAGCGUCAGCUUCAGCAAUGGAAAAGGCAGCAGCAGCAGCAGCCGCAGCAACAGCAGGUCACCAGACGGCGACUCCGCAGAAACAAAAAAGGAAGUGUCUUCUACAAGCGGCAAAAGGCGUUGUAUUCGGAGCAGCAGCAAGUGCAGCAAUAGCGGUAGCGAAAACAAUAGUAGCAGUAGCAUUCGUGCCAGAGGUUCUCCACACACAGAGCAUAGAUUUCGGUCGCAGCACGCAGUAGCAGCAGUGGCUGCUGGUACCUCACCGGUGUCUUCCGAGACGCAACAGGAGCAGUUGCAAACCCGUCAAGAAACAAGUAUCAGAGGAACUCCACAGGGGCAUUCACUGAACGUUAACGAUUCCCAAGAGGAGCAGCAGCAGAACCAGCUGCCUCAGCGGGAAGGAACAUCAAGUUCUAGAUCACGAAGACUUCGACGGCGAGCGGCAGCAAGAGAUACUGCGGUUGCAUUGCGUCUUGUAGGAGCGAGCCUUCGACCAGGGUCAGGCAUUUCCCCUGCGUACGCUCUUGCUGCUCUGGCCGCUGCAGGUGAGUCAGCAGCAUCAAUGUUGAGCGUUGGCUCCCCUCCGGGGUCAUCUCGUCGCAGUUCUGCAGUAGAGAGUUCUCUCGGGGCUUCUCACGAAGAAGGGGCCCAAGCAUCCGAUGUGCCACCUACUGCUGGCGUUCAUACCAGAGCUAGCAGCAGCAGACGCAGCCGUGGCUGCGGGGGGACGGUUUCUGGUGCUGCUGGUGGCAGGCCACGUACCUCGUAUGGCCAGGCCCUGAUGGACGCCUUUAACCUCGAAUUCGAUGAAGCCGGGCAGCUGAGGCGAAGAGGUGGGCCGCUGCAGGCUUGGGGGGGCCCAACCUUCGUAAGUGGACAGAGAGAGGGUGACCGCCGCACAGACGAGGCGUCCUCCUCUCCUGCCGCUCCUGCUGUUAGCGCAGGGGAGACAGCUGCUACAAGAACCGACACCGCGGCUGAUGCUGUUGUUGCAGCUCGUGAAGGAGGUAGUGGCUUGAGCAGCUCUGCUGAGAGGCUCUCUGGCUGUAACAGCCCUUGCCCUGACGAAGGUCGAUGCCCGAGGAGGCGUUCCCGCGGGAGACUUUCCCGUGAACGAUCUCACGAUGAGCGGUCGCAGGGAGAUCGUUCCCAAGACGGUCAAUCAGCAGCGGGUCGGUCGUCGGGGAUAAGGUCACGAGCUCGUUCCACAGAUAGCGAAUCCCGGAGCCGAUCCUCGGGUGGCCGAUCUAGACAACGAUCCUUGGGAAGGCAAUCUCGGGGUCGAUCUUCGGAUCGACCUCGAAUUCGACCAGCGGAUCACGCCAUGAGUGGUGCCUCAGCUGAGAUUCGUGCAGCUUUGCGUGAGGCUGAGGCUGUUGCUGCGCAGCUGCCGGCCAUUCGUUUCCCCACGUAUAGGACAGUGUCUCGGGAACCACUAGGGGCCCGAAAAGUAUAUGAGGGCAAGCGUUUAAGCGAUGUGCCCUUUGUCGAAAUGAUUGACAAAAUCGUUUUUUCCUGGGACGGAAAACUGCUACUCGCCAUUCGCAGGAGGAAAGAGCCGCUGUUGUACAGUACAGACUGGGAGUUGCCACUGUUCGAGCUGCAGAGUGAAGGCUACACAAACGUGACCACCAUGAAGGGAGGAUGUUUCUUGACUGAUAUGAAGCAUGUGGCUUGCGGCUCUGAGGACCUCCAGGUUCACAUCUGGUGUUUGCCAACGCCUCUGCCGGUGAAGCCUACGGCAACAAAGCCUCUCAGGCGGCUUACGUGUCUGAGGGGUCAUCUAUGUGUAGUCAAUUGUUGUGCGAGCCCUGCGCCACAGAGUCCUUUAGGCCUGUGGGGCCCUCCAAUGCUGGCCACCAGUGGGGUUGAGAAGAUGGUGAGAGUUUGGACAUGUGAAUACAGCAGAGAUGAGGACGACUGCGAUAGAUACCCUUUUGAUGGACGUUUCAUCACACAAGAAACGACGGAAGAUUUUGUGACAAUCGCCAGAUUCAACAGAGCCACUCCCGCGUCAGAAAGGCCUGUGUUCAGCGUCCAACCCAUCUUCGGCGUUCUGUCGAACUACGCGGAGGAGGAUGCAAGCAACUGA
Eimeria tenella is the source of this 4131-nucleotide messenger RNA. Its product is annotated as LOC100036835 protein, related. NCBI's taxonomy places the organism in Eukaryota, Apicomplexa, Conoidasida, Eucoccidiorida, Eimeriidae. The record is from RefSeq and is a predicted model, not a curated record. The transcript has 10 exons. Gene Ontology annotation, biological process: negative regulation of fatty acid biosynthetic process. Gene Ontology annotation, cellular component: Cul4-RING E3 ubiquitin ligase complex; cytoplasm. The coding region runs from base 1 to 4131 and encodes 1376 amino acids. Gene Ontology annotation, molecular function: protein binding.